Loxodonta africana (African savanna elephant) is the source of this 2924-nucleotide messenger RNA. RefSeq names its product ADP ribosylation factor GTPase activating protein 2 (gene ARFGAP2). Gene Ontology annotation, biological process: COPI coating of Golgi vesicle. The coding region runs from base 145 to 1707 and encodes 520 amino acids. Gene Ontology annotation, molecular function: GTPase activator activity. The transcript has 16 exons. NCBI's taxonomy places the organism in Eukaryota, Metazoa, Chordata, Mammalia, Proboscidea, Elephantidae. The record is from RefSeq and is a predicted model, not a curated record.
AUUGGUCCAGAUCGGGCCUAAAUCUUACCACCCCUUGGUUGACAAGGGCAGGGUCGAGGCCGACCCGGUUACUCCGCCUUCCCAGGCGAAGAUUGGCCCGCGACAGGACCCGUCGUUCGCGGUUGUGUCUGGGAAGGAGAGAAAAUGGCGGUGGAGCCGAGCAAGACCGAAAUCCAGACACUUUUUAAGAGGCUUCGCGCGAUUCCAACCAACAAGGCCUGCUUCGAUUGCGGCGCCAAGAAUCCGAGUUGGGCUAGCAUCCCGUACGGUGUUUUCUUGUGUAUUGACUGUUCCGGGGUUCACCGCUCAUUGGGCGUCCAUGUCAGCUUCAUCAGGUCCACAGAGUUGGAUUCCAACUGGAACUGGUUCCAGCUGAGGUGUAUGCAGGUCGGCGGGAAUGCCAAUGCGACGGCUUUUUUCCGCCAACAUGGAUGCACAGCCAGCGAUGCCAACACCAAGUAUAACAGCCGAGCUGCUCAGAUGUACCGGGAGAAGAUCAGGCAGAUGGGGAGUGUGGCCCUGGCUAGGCAUGGCACUGAUCUUUGGAUAGACAAUAUGAGCAGUGCUCCCAGUCACUCCCCAGAGAAAAAGGACUCUGAUUUCUUCACAGAACACACUCAGCCCCCUGUCUGGGAUGCACAAGCCACUGAGCCUUCAGAGACCCAGCAGCCAGUCCCGCCUGCAGAGAGCAGUGGCCUGGCACAACUGGAGCAUGGCCCCAACGCAGACCUGUUGGCCACCUCACCCAAAGCCUCUCUGGAACUGAAAACCUCCAUCAUUGGCAAGAAGAAGCCAGCAGCAGCUAAGAAAGGGCUGGGUGCUAAGAAAGGCCUUGGGGCCCAGAAGGUGAGCAGCCAGAGCUUCAGUGAGAUUGAGCGGCAGGCCCAGGUGGCGGAGAAGCUCCGGGAGCAGCAGGCAGCUGAUGCCAAGAAGCAGGCCGAGGAGUCCAUGGUUGCCUCCAUGCGUCUUGCCUACCAGGAACUCCAGAUUGAUCGUAAGAAAGAGGAGAAGAAGCUACAGAAUCUGGAGGGGAAGAAACGAGAGCAGGCAGAGAGACUGGGCAUGGGCUUGGUGUCCCGAAGCUCUGUCUCCCACUCAGCGCUGUCUGAAAUGCAGGUGAUUGAGCAGGAGACCCCAGCGAGUGUAAGAUCCUCCCGCUCGCAGCUGGACUUGUUUGAUGACGUUGGUACUUUUGCCUCUGGACCCCCAAAGUACAAGGACAACCCUUUCUCCUUGGGGGAAAGUUUUGGUUCCCGCUGGGACACAGAUGCUACCUGGGGAAUGGACAGGGUGGAGGAGAAGGAGCCAGAAGUGACCAUCUCAAGCAUCCGGCCUAUUUCAGAAAGAGCCACAAACCGGAGGGAAAUAGAGAGCCGGAGCUCAGGCCUUGAGUCCAGUGAAGCACGUCAGAAAUUUGCAGGAGCCAAAGCCAUUUCAUCUGACAUGUUCUUUGGGCGGGAGAUGGAUUCGGAGUACGAAGCAAGGUCUCGGCUCCAGCAGCUCUCAGGCAGCAGCGCCAUCAGCUCUUCAGACCUCUUUGGGGAGGUGGAUGGAGCUCAUGGAGCAGGUAGUGUAUCUCUAGGGAAUGUGCUCCCUACAGCUGACAUUGCCCAGUUUAAGCAGGGUGUCAAGUCUGUGGCUGGGAAGAUGGCUGUGCUGGCCAAUGGUGUGAUGAAUUCUUUACAGGAUCGCUACGGUUCCUACUGAUGUAAGCUCCACGGCUCAGGCAUAUGUUGGUGACAGCAAGAACCCCAUGAUUCUCAGUCCAGGGAGGCUUGCCUGGUAGAAGCUGGGAGGAUUUGUUACCUUCUAUGUGUGGUGUGUGAGUGGGGUGGCCUUGGAGGAUCUCGGGUGAGGGGAAUGGUCAGUGCCAGCCUUGUCCUCUGCCUGUGGACCGAGCCCUUUGUUCUCCUCCCGUCACAUCCUCUCCCCUGUGUGCUCGAUUAUUGUCCUUCUAAUCCCACCCCCAAAGCUGCUGCUCACUUUCCAGCCACACUGGGAGUAAAGGGGAGAGGGUUCCCUCGGGAUGGCUUAUUCUGGGUCCAGCCCUUCCUCAAGUGGAGAAAAUGAAAAGUAUGAGGCUUUUGGCUGGCUCUAGGAUCCUUCUUGGUAGUCUGGAGGCUUGGGGGCUUGGGCCUCAGUCCUCUGGAGCCAGUGGGGGAGACCUAGAAAAUUCUGCCAUCGGCCAGCCCCUGGGGGAGAGAUGCUGGAUUUGCUGCUGCCACCAGUGGCCUCUGAGUACUAGGAGAAGGCAGGCGGGAGGGGAAGGACCUUGGUCUGGGUCUUACUAAGGGCUAGAAACUUUACCUGGUGCCUAAAGGUUUUAUUUGGGAUUAGGGUGGAGGCCCGAGUGCUUUUCUCCUGUCUCACCACCCCUUUUACAGUCAUCACUUGGAUGUCAGGGGGAGGAUUGCUUCUCCUGGGUGUCUUGGAGUCCUUCCAUACCAUCUGCUCUGGACCACAGGACCCUCUGUCCCCUCCUGAGAUGUUUCUCUGCCCCUUUCUCCCCUGGUCGGUGACUGUGGACACUGUGGGCGUAGUGCUGACCAAGGAAGCAGAGGCUGUGAGGGACAGAAGCAGGCUCCUGGGCUCACCUUUCUUCCUCUGCACCAUCCUGGGCUCAGGGGCCUGGACAGAACCCCACCAGUGAGAGCUGGAGGGGCCUAGGGCUGCAGGCCUCUCCCUCUAGCAGCUGGGCCAUGCACUGUGUCAUCCUUGGUGCCAUCUUCCCCUGCCAUGCUGGCAGUUUGGGUCCAAGCCCCCUUUGAGUUGUGGGUUGGGCACCCAAGCAACAGACCAUUUUUCUUCCCUACCCUCCUCCCCCAAAGGGACAUGACUUUUCUUUCUGGACUGUUUGUAUUGCAACAAAGUGUGUCAAAAUAAAGCCCCCACGGGGCCCUGGGCCCGUGCUGGUCUGAACUGAA